AUGUGCCACUAAUACGCAUACCAACAAGUGUGCCGCCAGUUCGCGUACCAACAAGUGUGCCGCCAGUUCGCGUGCCAACCUCCACAUUAUCCGCACCGCCAGUUCGCGUACCAACAAGUGUGCCGCCAGUUCGCGUGCCAACCUCCACAUUAUCCGCACCGAUCCGCAUAACAUCCAAAAUACUACCAAUCUCCGCACCAAUCCACGCAUCAGUGCCAACCCAAUUACUAACUGUAACCAACAGCGCACCAAUCAAAAUAUCAUCUGAAACGCCAAAACCAGUUGAUUUACAAACUUCGACAAAACAACCGUCAAUUCCCGAUGUCAUAUCAACAACCUCUGGUGGCAUCUCAACAUCCCUACGGCCGUCACCAAAUGUCAUACCAACCUCAAAGCAGCCGUUAACCUCUGCACUAGCCUCUAUACAGAUACCACCAAGCAUCACUCCAAGCUUCGUGCAGUCAUUGACAUCGGCCAACGCACAACCACCACAAACUUCGAAUCUCGAUCAGACAUCAAUACGGGAUCCUUCACUUGCUUCUGGCAGGAAUGGUAAAUCGACCACAAGUUCGUUAGAUUUGUCAGGAGCUAUAGUCUCCAAACUUCCCAUUGGCGAUGAUAACGCACCAGAGGUCCCGGGUAAUAGGAAGAAUGGUGCUGACAAUCCUUUCGGAGCAAACCCGCACUUGCCGUCGCCGCCAAAUCCACCGUACAUAAGUCCAUAUGACUCUCGCUCUCCAUAUUUUAUCCCAGCUGUGGCAGGCACGAUAAUAGCCAUCAUAUUAAUCAUAUCGAUCAUCAUAGUCAUCAUAAAGAAAACAAUAUUUAUAGCAAAAGGCAAAUACGAUGAUCGAGACAAAAGGAAAAGUCAUUCGUUCUUUAAACAACUAUCAGAUGUCGAGAAUGCACAGUGUCAUGUGUCACCAACGACACAGACUAGUGGGUUAUAUGAAGAGUCUGUAAUGAUUGAAAGUUCGAAUAACAAUUUUGAAUCUUCGGUGAAUGGGGGAAGUGAAAUUGGAACCGAGUCAACGAGUACGAUGGACUUGUCGAUGGCGACUAAGACAUCCUCUAAUUGGAAUGAGUGCAUGAAAUGA
Messenger RNA from Acaulospora colombiana, 1097 nucleotides. NCBI's taxonomy places the organism in Eukaryota, Fungi, Glomeromycota, Glomeromycetes, Diversisporales, Acaulosporaceae. The record is from the annotation of a GenBank genome assembly.